Metarhizium album ARSEF 1941 is the source of this 1101-nucleotide messenger RNA. RefSeq lists its product as uncharacterized. The transcript has 3 exons. Bases 1 to 1101 code for a protein of 366 amino acids. The record is from RefSeq and is a predicted model, not a curated record. Lineage: Eukaryota; Fungi; Ascomycota; Sordariomycetes; Hypocreales; Clavicipitaceae.
AUGGCGGCGCCGGCCUCGUUCGCGAUGGGCGAGGAGCUGUCCGUCACCACGGCAAUUAUUGGCCUGCUGGCAGUAGGAGGCAAGACCAUCGAUGCUCUGUGGGAUCUCAACACGCCGGCCAACAAGGCCAAUUCCAUCUUCGCCACCGCUUUGCAAGAGAUUAAGCAGUGUCGGUCGACUGUCCACAUCCUGUACAAGACAUUUUGCCUGCUUGAAUCAGCACAGCUGCCAUUCCCCGAACGUGGAACGUGGAUCGAAGCCGACUAUCUCAUCGCAACAUUGACCGAUACGGUGCUUGCCGUUUCCGACAUGCAAGCCAUCUGCGCGACCUUGAACCUUGAAAGGCAGGGACUUGCGACUCUCCCAGCUGAGGAUGUCGGUGUGGACCAUAACUACUCCUCGACUCAUGAUCACAACAUCCAUGCCUUGUGCUCGCGAAUUCGAUGGCACAACCUCUCAAUGACAAUGAUGAUGACCAUCUUGAAAUGUCCAGGCGAAUCAGAUGCCCAGAAUAGCAGAGUGGGUCUGGAGCGACGAAUGACGAGAUUGCUCGCCGCAAACACCGAUCUAUCAGGUAGGAUGCGUCAGCUCGAGGACGUGUUUGAUGGUCAAGCCAUUGACCGAGAAUCGCUCCCACACUACAGCCCACCGGCUCGACAGCAGGCCUUUUGGGUCCCCCAGAGAGCUGCGCCAUCGGUUUCGUCAACCACCACCACCAGUGCUGUUGGAGGUCAGACAUGUGGCAACCAACAUACACUGCGAGUGCUUUCACCAUUUUCGGGCUAUACCCUCGCGGACAUACCUGUACUCUCCAUAAUUCCUCUCCCCGUGACCACUGGCGAGUUGGUUGACGGCAAUGAGUUUUACACAUUCGCAUACGCCCGACGUUUGCGUGGUAUGCGGCCAGAGGUCGAAAUUCACACAAACAUUGAAGACAUCGGCAAUAAUGAGAUUCGAAACAUUGUCGGCCCAUUCGACCCCAUACAUCAAGCAAUUUAUGCAUACAAGACCUUAUAUCCCCCCGCUCAGAGCAACAACGCGUCCAUGGAGAACAAGCAGGGCAUCAACAAUCACUCAAAUUUAACAGUCAUACAUGGUUGA